Lemur catta (Ring-tailed lemur) is the source of this 6197-nucleotide messenger RNA. It is a transcript of the gene PAIP2B, whose product is annotated as poly(A) binding protein interacting protein 2B. Lineage: Eukaryota; Metazoa; Chordata; Mammalia; Primates; Lemuridae. The record is from RefSeq and is a predicted model, not a curated record. Gene Ontology annotation, molecular function: mRNA regulatory element binding translation repressor activity. The coding region runs from base 340 to 711 and encodes 123 amino acids. Gene Ontology annotation, cellular component: cytoplasm. Gene Ontology annotation, biological process: negative regulation of translational initiation. The transcript has 6 exons.
UGUGCAGUAAGAGGUAACCUAACGAGUGGUAGUGGCGCUUUUUCUGUGCUGUGCCUCACGUUUUGGUACUAGAGGCCGAGACUGUCCUGGCAACGGCGACCUCUGCAGCGACGGCUUAGACUUUCGGAGGAGUGGCAGAGCACGGCCUGGAGGAGGGGCUUCUGGUCAGCCCAGCCCUCAUUCUUCAUACCUAAUUGGACUCGGAGACCUUGGCCACUUCUCUUCUGCCUUGCCUUCCACGAGCAGCUGGAAGGUGAACGGGAGAGCGGCUGAAUACACUGAACAGGGAGCUUUGCAAGGUUGGGAACUUCAAUCGGUUUUGUUAAUGAGUCUGUCAUAAUGAAUGGAUCCAGUGUGGCAAAUACAUCACCUAGUGUAAAAUCGAAAGAGGACCAAGGGUUAAAUGGGCAUGAUGAGAAGGAAAACCCAUUUGCAGAGUACAUGUGGAUGGAAAAUGAGGAGGAUUUCAACAGACAGGUUGAGGAGGAGCUGCAGGAGCAAGACUUUUUGGACCGCUGCUUCCAGGAGAUGCUGGAUGAAGAAGACCAAGACUGGUUUAUUCCGUCACGAGACCUGCCUCAGGCCAUGGGACAGCUGCAACAGCAGUUGAAUGGACUGUCUAUCAGUGAUGGGCAUGAUUCUGAAGAUAUUUUGAGCAAAAGUAACCUGAACCCAGAUGCCAAGGAGUUUAUUCCAGGAGUGAAGUACUGAGCCUACAGAAAGCUUUGAGGAGGACUUGUCUGUCCCCAUCUGGGGAUAUGAUGCACAACAAGGCGGAGCCGAAGAGGGGGGUGGGGUGGGCGAGGGGUACACAGCAGGGAAGGGAAAUGGUGGUUUAAUGAUACUGUGACUCUGAGUAGUGUGCUCAGUCUUACUCUACAAGCCUCUGAGUAUUUCUCUUUUGUUCUGCUGACUUUUGUUUGAAGCAGUUUCCUUUUUUGUUUUGUUUUUUAAUUAGCUCUAGUUAAGGAAACUGCAUUUUUCCCCCUUCUUUAGGAAUGUUCUGCUGUGUGUGUUUAAACAAAAUAAGCUGACCAAGAAAAACUGGGUGUUUAAGAAAUGCCCUUCUCACCCUGCUGUAUACUUAAGGGGCAGUGAACACCUGGAGAGCUACUUGUGGAGUAUGUUAAGUGAUGGGAAAAGGGAUGAGCAGAAGCAGCAAGGGGUACAACCAGACCAUGAGUCUCCACUCCCCUGACCCUUGGGGUUUCCUGUCAUGGACUGGGAUUGCCAAUGGCCUGCCAAGCCCAUGUCUCCCUGCCCUGAACCCAUUCGAGAAAACACAGACUUAAUGUACUUGAUUUACAGUAACUCUUUUUAUGGUUGAUGAAAAGUUAUAAUCCGAAUGGGAGGGCUAUGAUGAUGAUUGUCACUUGAGUCAUUUAGUUACUGUUGUCCCAUCUUAACCUCUGUUUACAGCUACCAUCAGAUUCACCAUUUACAAGUAAUAGCACUAGGGUUGAUUUGCCACCUCCUCCCUCAUGGUGUUAAUUCCCCUGUCUCCUUUCCACCCCACCCUACUCUGUUUUUCAGAAAAGAUAUUGUUACCAAAGGCAUGUGAGGGGACUUCUGUGCUGGCCAUCAGCAGAAGCUAGAGAAGUCGUCCUUUUGAAUCCUGUUAGUUGUGUCUUAAUUUGGACAAUUUAUUUCUUUUCCAGCCCCCAUCAACACUUGGUCCUCCUGGUAUCUUUAUCAGACAAGCAUAUGCAAUUUUUCAAGGAAAUAUAUUUUUCAGGCCACUAGCAAGAAGCUCAAUUCGGUUUGGAUGCUUGUCGCCAUCUUAACAGAAUUGUGGAAAGGAACUCAAAAACAACCCAGGAGAGUGAGUCCUGCUUGACCCAUGUGACUGUUACCUGACCUUCCAGGAUAUUUUCCGUUAUAAAAUAUUACUGUUCCUACAUACACGGCUUUGUGAGUUUCCUAGGUUGUUGGCCUCUCUGGGUAUGUCCCUUUUGUCUUUCUUGCUUAUAACUCACUGGGGUCUUUUGCUGAUACUUCUAAGGAACUAAAGUGGGCACCAAGAGUUACCUUUGUGUGCAGAGAUGUAGGUGGCAGCAUAGUGUGUAAAAGAGAGUGCAUCCAGUCCUGGCCAUUGUCCCAGGACAAGGACCUGUGGAGGCCUGAGCAUGACAGUGGCUUCUGUCUGACUGCUGCUGUGCUGUGUAAUAGGCCUAUAAGGAAAAGAUCGUGUAACUUGAAAUAAAGUCAGUGUAAAUUCAGUAUGUGAAUGUGGGACAGAGGUUGGAAGGAAAGGACUAGUAUCUAGAAAGCUGAAGAAAUUCUUUUUCUUAUGAGUUUCCUUGUUGACUUUUGAAUGGCCACAGACUAAUGUCAAUGCCAGAUUUAAAAUACAAAUUCACAUCUUUUUCCUCACUUGAUUCUGUAGGAUGGCAUCAUUUGAGAAGUGGCCUUCCUUGUUAGGUCAUGUGUCAUAGGAGAGUAGCUUAGGGAACUUGUAUUGGCCAGACAUACAUGUUAAUUCCCAAAGCCUCUACCUCAAGAGAAUGAAAUUGUUAACUCUUUUUCAGAGAGGGCUAUGAAUAAAGAAACUUCUUCAUUCCAGGUUCAGCUUUUACCUGGGAUUGUCGCCUCUGAUAAAGAGAGGGCAUUGGAAAUGCUUGAGUAGAGGAAAUCUCUCUCUUCCGAGGCUGCUUGUCCUUCAGUCUCCAUUAGCCUGUUUUGGAAAUGUGUUAGGAUUGCAGAAAGAAACGGGCUCAUCUUUCCUUCUGCUGUGCUGGUCCAUCUCAGAUGUCAGUCUUCAGCAUGGUUUCACAAGGCUUAUUUGGUCAGGACUAAGAAAACUUCCUGCCAGUAGAGCAUGGAAGCUGAGGGCUGGAGGUUCCAGUCCUAUUCAGAGUGUGCUGACUCCAGGUUCAGGAAGCAGCUAGCAAGGUGACUCCUUUUAUACUAUGUAAGACUUGUGCAUCCAGUUCCUUUCGUAGCCCAACUCUUUUGCCGUCUAUUUUAUGUUGUGAGGUGGGAGCACAGUUAUCAGCCACAUCACAGGCUCAGCUAUAGUUAGAGUUUGCCACUUUCUCAGCAAAAAAUGCCUGUGGGUCUCGUUGGAGCUUCACUGGGGAAAGGCUGGAAGCCUCUGUCUGUCUCAGACUUUCCUUAUAGGAGAAAUUCUGGGUGCAAGCCAGGCUGGACACCUUUACCCUUUAAUGGUGAGGUUUGUAUUUAUAAGUGAUAAUUUUGAUGUUGAAUUUCAGCCACUACUCUGUUCUAACUUUUUUUAUUGGCAACUGGAAGUUUGAGAAUUUGUAUAGAAAUGAAACACGUAUUUUUAACAGUUGCCAGUCUGGCUGGUCCCAGUGUUUAUUAGUGAUUGAUUUCUGAUUAUUGUGACUAUUCUGAUUAUUUAUUUGGCUCUAAACCUCCAAGAUGAAAAUAAUUUUCUCUCUUUCUCUUCAAGGAAAAACAAAUACAAAAGAAUGCCUUUUCAGUUUCUCCAGGCCUUUGAACUGCAGCAGAAAAUUCAAGGAUACAGUCUAGGCCUGUGCACAGGCAGCUCUGGGUCUUUGGGCCAGUUUCUGACUACAGGAGUUGACUUGGGAAUCACAUAAGGUCAAACCAGAAGAGAUCGUAAAGGAAAGGCUGGACCUUUGUAGCCUCAUUAGUUUCCAAAGUCCUAGCAGCUGGGGUCUCUUUAAUUAAGGUUGUAGUGCUAACCAUGUCUUAAAAACAAAUGUUUUUAGUGGAACACUAAGCAGCAUUUUCCAAAUUGUUUAUUGUUAUAAUGGCAAAGUUUUGGCUGAUUUUGGAGAUGCUGGUAAGUAAGGAAGUCAGGUGACUACUCUGGCAGUUAACACAUGUUAGAGAGAAAAGUUGUGUGAAGAGAUAGCCAAAGAAAACAGCCUGAAUGAAUCUUCUUGCAUUAGGACUGCUGCAAACCCCAUGCAGUCUACCCUGCUGUGACUGGAGGGGCAGGCCUUCUUCAGUAAGGGUCCCACCAUUACAGGCUAAUAAUCUUUCUGCAUUUAGUUGAUAUUGAGAUAUGGGAACCAGUAGAGACCUGACAAAUCUGUCCAAGAUUUGGAGAUGUCCACCUACUGACUAUCCCCGGCCACUCUUCUCUGGGAUAAUGUAAACAUCAUUAGUUUGGGAAGUGGGUGAAGAAAACAGGAUUGAUCCUGAUUUGGUGUAUAGGGGAUCUUGAGCUCCUACCUCUGCCCACAGUUGCCCAUGUGAAUCAUUUCACUGCUCAUUGCCCAUUGGGAUCAUUAGUUCUGCUGGUCUCGCCACUGUAUAGUACCCUGAGUACCUUCUGCCACCACCGUUCUGCUGCCUUGUGAAUUUCAUCCCUGGACUUGGUUAAUCAGAACUUGGAAAGGGUUUUUUGUUUUUGUUUUUUCCUUUGUUUUAAUCUUCUUCUGUAUUGAAGCUGCUAUUGGUGACAGGGACAGGGGAGCGGGAAGCCAACCCAAGGAAACAUGCAAGUUUCCUGUGUACUACUUGGCCUUCUGCCCUCACUGCACAACCCCUGCUGCUGUUCCCAGUCUGGUUUUUAGGGGGGUCGUGGGAAUAGGACAGCUGGAUACACUGAUCUCUACAGGGUGUCAGCCAAGAGAUUCACAUUGACUGUUUCCAGGAGACAAGAGAGAAAUGUGUAAAGGGACAGGUACACUAUAUUUUAAAAGAAAAAGGCCCUUCAGAUUUUGUUACGUCAAGUUUCAUCUGUGACAUUUGCUGAGCUUUCUUCUCCAAUCCUACCUUCUUACUAGCUACCUUUUACUUAAAAAUAAUAAACAUUCUAGGCUACUUAAUACUAUAAAAAAUAGAUAAUAGUAAAAAUUUUGAAAUAUUUUACUAAUUUACAGUUGUUAAAAUGUAUGUACUAUAAAAUAGUAAAAUAUUUCACUCUGUAAAUCAACACUAAGUAAUAAUCCUGUCCUGUUGAUUGUGAGCCUUCAAAAAUAUUUAAUGCUUGAAGGGUGGUUUUAGAGGCAGGGGAGUCCUUUUUUAAAAAAACAACUUUAAUGAGGCAUAUUUUAACAUACCAUAAAAUUCAUUUCAGGUGUACAAUUCAGUGAUUUUAGUAACUUUCUUUAGUGGUGCAGACAUAACCAUUACUGAGUUUUAGGACAUUUUCAUCCCUUCCAGUAAGAUCCUUCAUAUUUGUUAUUACAGUCAAUCCCUGUUGCCACUCCCAGCUCUAGGCAACCACUAAUCUAGUAUUAUUUUCUGUCUCUAUAAAUCUGCCUUUCCUGGACAUUUUGUAUCAGUGGAAUCAUACAACAUGUGGUCUCUUGCAUCUGGCUCUUUUCACUUAGCACAAUAUUUUUGAGGUUCAUCCAUGACAUGUAAUAUGUUUUGGUAAUUCCUUUUAUUGCUGAGUAGUAUUUCAUUGAUAGAUAACCACAUUUUGUCAGCAGAGACCCUUUUAAACUUGGAUUUCAAUUUCUUGUGGUCUAAAUGGAACCCUCGAACAUAGGACUUGUAGGGGAAGCUGCUGUGCAUGUCAAAAGAACUACUUAUCAGAACCUGCUUUGUCAUCCCAAGCUCCACAUAAGGAGCCUGAACUGCUGCAGAAUUUUUUAAAUAAUUUUGCAACUUCUUUUUUAUAAGGAACUUUUGUGCUACUACAUGUCAGGAUUUUUAACACACCUGAUAAAUCCAUUUAAUGAGUAUGAGCAUGUGUUUGAGUGGACAAGAAAGUGAAACCAUCGAUUCUGUAUUGGGUAUUGUUUCCUCCCUCAGACUGGACAGGGGAAAUCUCUGAACUUCUGAAUAGAGUAUUAUGUCUCCAUUUACAGAGCUAAACAUGUAUUAAAGAUUGUGCUGCCUUUGUUGUAUAGAUUUGAGGGAGGGGGACCCACAGCAAAGGCAGAGAAGGGAGAGGUAGUGGAGCUUCUGGAACAAGAAGCCCAGAGGGCCUGUGUAUGGCUGCCCAGCGGUGGGAGUGGAUGGUGAAGUGCCGACGGCACCUCCAACAGGCUCAGAAAGUCUGGACUUUUGACCCUUAUCCCUGUUUCACAAGUGUUUAAAAGCUGUUUUUGCUUUUGGUUUUCUCCUAAAUAAUCAUUACAUGGUAGGUAGUUAUUAAUCCUUCUUUGGGGGAGGGACAAGGCUUUAAAAGUGAAGAAAAUAAUUUUCAUAAAAAUAUCAAAAAUGGAAAAAAGUUACUUUGUAAAAAAUUUGCUAUACAAACUAAAUGGCAGCUGUUGAAAAUCUCAAUAAAAUGAAAAUAAAAUGCA